Molecule: messenger RNA, 1100 nt
Organism: Apodemus sylvaticus (European woodmouse)
Lineage: Eukaryota; Metazoa; Chordata; Mammalia; Rodentia; Muridae
Gene: Znhit1
Product: zinc finger HIT-type containing 1
Exons: 5
Coding region: 233-697 (154 amino acids)
Biological process (GO): chromatin remodeling
Cellular component (GO): Swr1 complex
Molecular function (GO): nucleosome binding
Source: RefSeq, a predicted model, not a curated record
UAUUUAUUUAUUUUUAACCACAACGCGACCGGAAGAAGUAGGUUUGCCCCUAUCAAAGAUGGCGGACUAGCUUGCUGGUCUCCAGGGGAACAUCACGUAAUGACUUCAAGCGGGGGAGGGGAAUGACUGCGCAUGCGUACGUGUGCACGCCCCCGGAAGGGAUGUGCUUAGAGCAAGGGCCGGUGGUUAGUACGCGUGCGCAGUACGCUCUUCUGUCAACUGUGUUGCGCCAAUGGUGGAGAAGAAACCCUCUGUUCGCUCCCAGGACCCUGGACAGCGGCGGGUGCUGGACCGGGCAGCCAGGCAGCGGCGGAUCAACCGACAGCUCGAAGCAUUAGAGAAUGACAACUUCCAGGAUGACCCCCACGCCGGCCUCCCCCAGCUGGGCAAGAGGCUACCUCAGUUUGAUGAUGAUGCAGACACAGGAAAGAAAAAGAAGAAAACUCGAGGUGACCACUUUAAACUUCGCUUCCGGAAAAACUUCCAGGCUUUGCUGGAGGAGCAGAACCUGAGUGCAUCUGAGGGCCCCAACUACUUGACGGCCUGUGCGGGCCCCCCAUCUCGGCCCCAGCGCCCCUUCUGUGCUGUGUGUGGCUUCCCGUCCCCCUAUACCUGUGUAAGCUGCGGUGCUCGGUACUGCACGGUGCGCUGCCUGGGCACCCAUCAGGAGACCAGGUGUCUGAAGUGGACUGUGUAAACCUGGCAUCAGGGAGAGGACGCACCCCCAACCCUCCCCAACCCACCCCAGCUCAUUCCCAGAGGACAGGGAGAGAGGACCUACCCAUUCACCUUGGCCAACCAAGGAAGGCCACAGGGACACACACACACACACACACACCCAGGGACUGUUGUGGUGAUCCAGCCCACCGAGUGCUGUGAGAAUAAAUGACCUGGUGAAAGGAAGCCCACCUACUCAGUCCGGGGUGUUUGGAGGUGAAGGUCAGAGUUGACAUCAGGCUCUGUCUUUCUUCUUGAAGCCUCCAUUGCCUGCCCUCUGUGCCGUGGGAGGUUUAUGUUCAUUCUCCAGCUACUCUCAAGUCGUCUCUGUCUUUCUUAACUGCUGCUUUAGUUUGGUUUUUGAAACAAGAUCUUGGCCUGGA